AAAAUGCAAUUGAUGUGGUGUUCUUUGGUUAUACCUAUAGCACAGCAGCCAGAAACCAUCUUUCCACGGAAGAGCUUGUCGUGGCUCUGGGCAGUGAAGUCGGCGCCCUGCCGAAACACGCGGUUCAAGUCAUUCGUCAUGUGUGGAAUGAGCAGGGCAAAGCUGUUAGUGCAUCAGAAGAUGCAAGAGAUAUGGACACAGUGGGGCAGUUUAUAGAUAUUAGUUGGAAACUGGGAGUUGCAAUGAGCUCUGACACCUGCAGGUCUCUCAAGUAUCCUUACGUUACAGUGACAUUAAAAGUGGCAGAGCCUUCAGGACAAAUAACAAACAAGUCUUUUGAAAUGACAGUUCCACAGUUCAAGAACUUUUCCAGGCAGUUCAAGGAAAUGGCAGCAGUUCUUGAAACAGUUUGAAUCAAACUCUUUUA
Messenger RNA from Tinamus guttatus (white-throated tinamou), 427 nucleotides. The record is from RefSeq and is a predicted model, not a curated record. Lineage: Eukaryota; Metazoa; Chordata; Aves; Tinamiformes; Tinamidae.